Messenger RNA from Camelina sativa (false flax), 1929 nucleotides. RefSeq lists its product as uncharacterized. The record is from RefSeq and is a predicted model, not a curated record. NCBI's taxonomy places the organism in Eukaryota, Viridiplantae, Streptophyta, Magnoliopsida, Brassicales, Brassicaceae.
GUCAACACUGCAAUGGCGACGGAAUCAAAUUCAGAUACGACGGAAGCGAUACAUCACAAAACCCUAGCCGAAUCGAGUUUCAAUUCCGGUGAUUUAAUUUCGUCCCUGAAUCAUGCGCGGAAAGCUCUCAGCUUGUCUCCGGACACGGAAGGUCUAUCCGCCAUGGUCACUGCCUUCGAGAUCAUCAGCUCUGCCGCCGCCACCGCAGGAGGUAUGCCUGAGUGGUACAAGGUUCUAAAGGUAGAGCCUUUCUCUCAUAUCAAUACCAUAAAGCAACAGUAUAGGAAGCUAGCUUUAGUGUUGCAUCCUGAUAAGAAUCCUUACGCCGGGUGCGACGAAGGAUUUAAGCUUUUGAAUGAGGCUUUUAGUGUUUUCUCUGAUAAGGUUAGAAGGAAUGAGUAUGAUAUGAAGUUGAGGAUUAGGAUUCAGGGGGAAAUGGUUAGUGGUGGUGGUGAUGAUGAUGAAACAUCAACAUUUUCAACAGUUUGUUCGGGUUGUAGGUCGGUGCAGAAGUUUGGCAGGAAGUAUUUAGGGCAAAAUUUGGUGUGCAUUAGUUGCAAGAAUAGUUUUGAGGCAAAGGAAGCUGAGAAGGAAGAAGAGGGUAGAGAUGGAAGUGAAACUGGAACUUGUGCUUCCAAGAUCAUAACAUAUAGUAGGAGGAAGAAGCGCGCUGGUGAUGAUAGUGAAAUUCUGAGAAGUGGGAGUGAGACAGGGGAGAUGAGAGAGGAAAGAGCAGAAGCUAUUGAUGUAUCUGACAGGUUGGAUGAAGAAGAUGAAGGGAUGAUGACUUUGGCAGAAAUGCAAUCGGUGAUAAGGAGAAAAAAAUCGAAGGUGAAGUCAAAGAUCACUGAGAGAGAUAGUACUGCAGAAGAAAACAUGGGAAGUGAAAUGCAGGAGAGAUCUUUAGGUGAUGUCCCCAUGACUGAAACUUUGAGGGAGAUGCGUACUAACAAGGAGAAUGAAAAACGAGAGGCAUUAAAGAAUGGGAAGAACAUAAAGAAGAAGAAGGUGACGAACCAGAAGGUGUUAAACGAGAUAGUAGAUUUAGAAUACGUGCCACGAGGUGAUAGGAAGAGGGAUCAUGGUAAAUUAAGCCAAGAAUUCUACAAGGAAGACGAGGAUUUGGAACUAUAUAAUUUUGGUAAGGACAGGAUGCCGAGGAGCUUCAAGAAAGGGCAGAUUUGGGCGAUAUAUGAUAGUGGUGAUGACAAUAUGCCUCGGAGUUACUGUUUGGUCAGUGAAGUGGUUUCUUUGAACCCUUUUAAGGUAUGGAUCAACUGGUUGGAUUGUGAGAGCGAGAAACUGAUCUCUUGGAUGAAGAUCAGUUCUUCUCAUAUGCCUUGUGGGAGGUUCCGAGUUUCAGAGAAAGCUUUGACCGAACAAGUGAAAGCAUUCUCUCACAUUGUCAAUUGCGAAAGGGCUGCACGGGAAGUAUACCAAAUAUAUCCCAGGAAAGGCUCUGUUUGGGCAGUUUACUCAGAGACAAAUCCAGCUCCUCAGAGAAGAAAGACCGGACGCUAUGAGAUUGCCGUGUGCUUGACGAUGUAUUCUGAAGCGUAUGGCUUGAGUGUGGCAUAUUUGGAAAAGGUUAACGACUGUAGUAGCAACUUGUUCCAGAGACGGGAUUACGGGUAUAAUGCAGUCAGAUGGGUCGAGAAAGACGAUGUUGCAGCCUUGCUCUCUCAUCAGAUUCCGGCCAAGAAGGUGCCUGAAGAUGAAUCUGUAGCUGAUCUGAAAGAGUGUUGGGUGCUUGAUCUUGCUUCUGUACCUCCCGAUUUGGUUUCUGCCACUUAAUGAACAUAGACAGUUCUUGUUUUUGUUUCUCAUCAAUCAUCAUCGUGACAAAGAGAAACAAACACUUUAUGUCAAUACUGUAUCUGUCUAAUUUAAUAAUUUUAGUUUAGAUCAACUUAAGUUAUAAUUGUAGUA